AUGGCUACCGGUGAUCAUUAUUCCCACGAUUUCGAAGAGGAACGUAAAAGCUAUGUUUUAUGUGAAACGAAACCAUUCCAGCAAGCCCGAGAACGAACUUAUUUACAGCUGGUCUCCAGAUCGUAUCCGUGUCGAAUAAAAAUGAAAGACGCCGGAUGGUUUAUUGUUCAUUGUGCAGAUGAGUUAAUCGCUGUUUGUUUGUAUUGUAAGAAGGCAUGUCGAGGUUGGAGUCGACGUUAUGAUCCAUUAAAAGUUCAUAGAUUUCUGUCCCCUAAAUGUGUUUUUGUCCAAUCUGCUCACAGUGUACAAACACCAUCGUCACCUAUUGUUGCCUCGGUUGGUCGCCAUCGUCGAGUUCGUCCAUCGUCCGAUCGUAUGGCUAUAGAACAUCGAAGGAGCCAUUCUUUUCAACAGUGGCCACCUCAAUAUGUCCAUCCACCAUUCGAUGUACUUGCCGAGUCUGGAUUAUUCUACAAUGGUCAAAAUACGGUUGUCGAAUGUUUUCGUUGUCACGGUCAACUGUUGAUUACACGUCAAGACGAUAAUCCGAUGACAGCUCAUACAAAUCAAUGCGAUUAUGCAAGGCACCUAAGAAACGAGCCCAUAGCACAGCCGCUCGUCAUACCACCAUCGAGCAAACUUUACACAUAUGAGGUAAACGAAGGAAAUGAUUCGACUAUCUUUUAUCUGCAACCUGUACACUCAACAACACCAGGAAUCCUUUUAUCAGCAAAGAUAAACCUUCCACGUGAACAAAUAUCUGAAACAUCGCAUACAAUUCUCAAACAAUUAACCGUCGUUGAUCAUCAACAUCGCAAAAUUAAUUGGAUGACAAGUUCAGACGGACCACUGGUUGCUAUUCUUAAGGAUCUAGCAACUAAUCCUAUUGAAUUAACAGAGAAUGAUUCAUAUUUAUCUCAAGAAGAUUUCCCCUCAAUUGAAAACACAACUUCAACUUCCAUAUGUCGAACUUGUUUACGGGAAAAUGUUUCUCCGUAUAGUGUUUCAAGUCGAUGUGCUCAUCUUGGCCUUUGCUACGAAUGUUCCCGCAACUGGAACACAUGCGUGAUAUGUGGCUUUACUUUGGGAAGGUCAUUGCGUAUCUAUAACGUCUAG
Messenger RNA from Adineta ricciae, 1116 nucleotides. NCBI's taxonomy places the organism in Eukaryota, Metazoa, Rotifera, Eurotatoria, Adinetida, Adinetidae. The record is from the annotation of a GenBank genome assembly.